Molecule: messenger RNA, 3057 nt
Organism: Cyanidioschyzon merolae strain 10D
Lineage: Eukaryota; Rhodophyta; Bangiophyceae; Cyanidiales; Cyanidiaceae
Product: retromer component VPS35
Exons: 1
Coding region: 1-3057 (1018 amino acids)
Biological process (GO): intracellular protein transport; retrograde transport, endosome to Golgi
Cellular component (GO): retromer, cargo-selective complex; retromer complex; late endosome
Source: RefSeq, a predicted model, not a curated record
AUGCGGACGACGCGCCCUUCACGCAGAUCAAAGGAUGCAACUGAAAACUCCGAAGAGGCCGUUAGGGCAACGCUGCAGUUUGUUGAGCGGCUGCUCAGUCGGAUCGACAAGGACGCGCUUCUCUUUCCAGCAGGGACGUUUUACGGCCCAGGCGGAGUUCGAGCGGACCCGCUUGCUCUGGAAAGACACUCACCGACCGCACGCACGGUGGCAGCGGUCCCAAGUCGGGAAGCACCGGCGCUUGCACGGCCCUGCAAACUGGAAAACUGCACUGACUCGAAACUGAAGAAGAGCCUGGUCCUGUAUUUUGAAACGCACGCUACCAUUGCCGUUAGACUAUGGUUCUUAUACCGCAGUCUCACCGAGGCGGAGCGCUGGCAGUAUGCGGAGCCGUCAACAACGGAGGCGUUCGAACAAGCUGCUGCAGCGCCCGCUGCGCAGAUGAGCCAUCCACCAGCCGCCACGAACGAGGCAGAAAUUCGAAAAAUACCCGAGCCUUUUGUGAGCAAAGAAAGCUCCCAGCCAAACGAAGCUACCCAAAGGCGCAGCACCUCUGGUCCAUGCGAUGUGCACCAGUUGGCGCGGCUAUAUGAAAUAGCCCAGUGCUGGAGCGCGGUUUGCCCGAGACUCUACGUCCUUUCAACCGUAGCCGGUGCUCUGAUUGCAUGUCACCCUUCUCGAAGGGAUGAAAUCGCUCAGGAUUUGCUUGAAAUGCUGGCUGGCGUUCAGCACCCGCUGCUGAGUCUGCCGCUGCGUACCUUUGUCGCCAAGCUGCUUGUGGAUGCCUGGAAGCCACAAGAAGGGGCAACGGAUCUCGAAACAGAGCAUCUUGUGGACCAUCUCAUGGACAAUUGGGAGAACAUGGUGGACGCGUUGAUGCGCGUACCCAGCUACGGUUUCGAGCUGCGUCCGCUCUCGUCGAGUUCAGCUCGAAACGAUCUCGCUGCAUGUCGCUGGGUGCUGGCAGAGCAGCUCAGUAUUCUGCUUGGUUCACAGUUUACAGUGCUAGCGAGGACUGCAUUCGUGAAGGGUGCCAUAUUCCGCGAAAAAAUGCUUCCUAUGCUAUCGCAGCGCAUUCUUCGCAUCGCUGAAGCGCCCCUUCAAGAAUACCUGCUCGAAUGCUUGAUCCAGGCGUUUCCAGAGGAAUUCCUCGCUUUCGCCGCCCAGCACUACCUUGACAUGAUUCAGCGUACUCGGGUCGGGGUUCGUCACGCACGUCUCCUGGCUCGUUUCUGGGAACGUCUUCAUCGCUGGUUGCAGCGGUCACCGGCGUGGACGCAAGCUGUCCAGGACCUGCCGCUGGUUGUUUGCGGCAUCGAGGCAUUGACCUGGGCGUCGCCCGUUCGGACUCCAUUCGAAUCCGUUGACCGUCUGGACGCAUGCGAGAUGCUCAUAGAACUCGCCCUGAAAAUGGGUGGUAUUCAUCAUACGAGCUUGAACGAGCUCCUGACACUCUAUCUUCGGGCCUGGAAACGUGCAUAUGCCGACUUGUGUCCGAAGAGUCCAGUCUCUGCGAGAUAUCUGGUGCCUCCGACAACAACGACUUUGGUGUCGCUUCCGGGAGCGAGGUCUGCAUGUGAGCUGACGCCGUCGCAGUGCCCCUGCGAACUUCAUUCGCCAUGUUCACCGGAUAUGGAAGAGCGCGUGGAUCUGGGGGGAAUAUUCGCGCCCUGUGCCCGUUCGACAGAGGCAAGCUCGUGCACCACUGAACAAGCUUAUCUGGGCGCCGCGAGACUCGUGCGGCUCUGCAAACGUCUCGUGCGUGCCGCUGGGUGCUGGUCAGACUUGCUCAUGGUGCCAGCGUUCAACGAUUUGUUGACGCUAUUGCCGAUGGAUGAUCGGCGUCGCCUCGCUCGCCAGCUUGCGCUUUGGAUCGUUCUGGAUCGGCCAUCGUCAGCCACGGUGUUGCGUCCUGAGCUUUGCCUUCGCCGCACGAAUGCAGAGGCGCUGAAGAUUUCACGGCACUAUGCAUCGAUUCUGAUAUGGCUUGAUGCACUUGUGCGCGGGGCAAAAGCACUGGAAACCGAUGAGGAAAUCGGGUACCAAGAGGCUAGUCAACACUCAACGAAAGCAGCGCGACAGCAAACCGCGCACGACCUUGACGUUGACGCCGCCGGUUGUCUGCGAAGCAUGCCCGAACCGACCACCGAUGAUGCUCUCUAUGAUGUCAUGCUCUGCAGCUGUGUGGUGGGAAAAUUCACCUGGAACGACAUACCCCUUCUUGACCAGCUCAUGAACUGGGUCCUGGGGACACCAGCUGCUGCGAGACGCCAACUGCUACCAACCUGCGCAAGUACAGUCAUGAGGCUGCUCGCGGAGCAGGCAUCCGCGUCAGAAUUCUUACGCACCCAGCUAUGGGAACGAAUGCACGCGAUGCUUGCAAAUCUGGCACAGAUUGAAAGCGCACAAGCUGCAGUGCUAUCGAUAGAUGCAGCACUACUGGCUGAUCAGGUGGCAGUGGAUUCACCGGCACUCGUGAGAAACCUCCUCGUCCAAGCGCUGGUGAUACUGGAAGAGGACCGCUUAAGUGCCCGCGCCUAUCGCACGAUUCUCCUCCGCGUCAUCGAUGCGUUGCGCGUUCUCGAGCGGCUCGAGUACGAUGCGCUUCUGCGACUCGCCAGCCAGGUAGCGCAUCAGGCAGAGUCGUGCUGGGUACCCGUCGAUCGUUGUCAGGCGCUCUGUGCGGUUGCGAAUCUCUACGCCUGCAUCGCUGCAGCGCACGAACAAUCGACAAGUGCACCCAUGCUGCAAGCGGGUACGCAAGCACUUCAGUGCUGGAAACGUGCGCUCGUCAUCGCUAUGGAAGCGUGCGGCGUUUCUGAACGUGCGCAUUUGUUGCUCGAUGUUUACCGUGCUGGUCGACAAUUAACUGUAACGGUUUGCGCGUCUGGUUUUCCUGACUCGUUCCGGGAUGAACUAGACGCGACAUGUUUCGAAUGCGUAGCCAGCGUGCAACAGAUCAUUCGGCAGUUCGGUUGGAGCCACCACGCGGAGCAUUUGCAUCUCGCGUGGGCCCGACUUGUUCGACUUGCCGCGUCUCGUGAGGUCCCUCGUUAA